AUGACGAUUAUGAUGAUACACUUGAAGAAAAUACUGAGGAGACUUGUGAACAUCUAUGUGUUUAUAGAGGAAAGUGUGAGCUGUGAAAGGCUAGCAUUCAAGAACGUUCAUCGGGGUAUGUGGUUGUGGCUUAACAAAGAAGAAAUGGAUCGGAUUCGGAAGGUCGAGUCAGAGAAAUUGUUAGAAGAUAAGAAGAUGGUUUUGGUUCUUGAUCUAGAUCAAACUCUGAUUCAUUCAACAGAACAAGAAAAAUAUCUGAGAACCCCUCAAGAACUCAUGCAACAUGAGUUAAGGGAUAGCCUAUUCCGUCUGAGUCGACCUUGGGAAAAGAUGAUGCUCAAGUUGAGACCUUUUGUUCAUACUUUUCUGAAAGAAGCGAGUACCAUGUUUGAGAUUUAUAUGUGUACAACGGGUACACGAAGCUAUGCGUUGAAAGCGACUGAGUUUCUUGACCCUGAAAAUUUUUACUUCAAGUACUCAAGAAUCAUUGCACGUGAAGAUUUAUUUGAAACAGACGAAAAGAAUCUUGAUCUUGUGCUAAGGGAGCAACGCAUGGUUCUUGCUCUUGAUGAUACCAAGAGCGUGUGGAGAAAGAAUGAAGUAAACUUGAUUCUUGUUAAGAAGUAUCAUUACUUUGAUUCAGAUGAUGACUUGAGUCAUGUAUCUCUUUCUGCAUCGGAAACUGAUGAAGAUGAGGCCACUGGCACCCUCCCCGCUGUUCUCGAAGAACUUAAAGUAAUACACAGACUGUUUUUCAACCCAAAAUUUGAAGCUGGUUUAAGUCAUAGAAAUGUUGGAUUCAUAUUUGCUCGCCGUAGCGUUCUCCGAGGGUGUACAUUAUCCUUCAAACAUAUUUUCCCUUCAGAUUUUAUGCGUGAAAAUUCGCGUCUCUGGCUGAUGGCGGAGGAGUUAGGGGCCAAAUUUUCAAUGGAUAUUUUGUUAUACCCCAUCACACAUAUGGUCACUUGGUUUGCCACAGCGGAGGAGUUUCAGAAGGCAGAGCUGGAAGAAUUUAUUUUGAUCCAUCCAAAGUGGCUACGUGCUUGCUACUAUGCAGUCAGUAGGGUAUCUGAUUAA
This is a messenger RNA of Quercus robur (English oak), 1077 nucleotides long. RefSeq names its product RNA polymerase II C-terminal domain phosphatase-like 4. Bases 1 to 1077 code for a protein of 358 amino acids. NCBI's taxonomy places the organism in Eukaryota, Viridiplantae, Streptophyta, Magnoliopsida, Fagales, Fagaceae. The record is from RefSeq and is a predicted model, not a curated record. Gene Ontology annotation, cellular component: nucleus. Gene Ontology annotation, molecular function: RNA polymerase II CTD heptapeptide repeat phosphatase activity. The transcript has a single exon.